CGCGCACGCAGCCCCACCCCCGAGCGGCCGCGGGAAAAUUCCAAACACGUCAAGCGAAGGAAGCCGCUGUGAGGCCGCGCCAAGUUUUCAAGCCGCAGAAGCCGGGUGGUGGCUGCUCUCCCUCAAUCUGCUGAGGCAGCGCUGGGUGAGGACCACCCGUGGAGGCCGCCACUUCCCGCUGGAACACGGAAGACUCGCGAGAACGUGCGCCGAGCCUCGACGUGGGUGAGCCGCGCUCUCGAGGGGCGCCGAGUCUGAGGCGGGAAGGCUGCUGUGAGGGGUGUCGCUGCUCUCCGCCUAGAGAUGGCUCCAGAUGCUGCAGACCUUGCUCCAGACUAUCAGUUUUGGCUGCAGAAGUUCUCUGUAUGGGAGCAGGCCUCCUCCAAGGAAACCCAGCAGGACACCUGUCUUCACCUGUCCCGGUUCCAGGAGUUCCUGAAGCAGAUGUAUGAGAUCUUGAAAGAGAUGGAUUCUAGGGCAAUCCUGGAAAGGUUCCCCAAAAUUGGUCAGCUGUUGGCAAAAACUUGUUGGAAUCCUCUCAUCUUAGCAUAUGAUGAAAGCCAAAAAUUUCUAAUAUGGUGCUUAUGUUGUCUGAUGAACAAAGAACCACGGACCCCUGGAGAAUCCGAGCUUAACUUCUGGAUCCGCGGUUUGUUAUCGCAUGUGCUUUCUGCAUUCAGAUUUGACGUGAAAGAAGUUGCUCUUUUUACUGAAAGUCUCGGAUAUGAGCCUGUUGAUUACUGUCCUAGCUUGCUUAAAAACAUGGUUUUGUCAUUAGUGUCUGAGCUCAGAGAGAGUCAUCUUAAUGGACUGGACACUCAGAGUCGUAGGAUGGCUCCCGAGCGCAUGAUGUGCCUGUCACAAGUUUGUGUCCCUCUGGUUCCUCUGCCUGACUUCGAACCCCUGGUGGAGGCUCUCCUCACCUAUCAUGGGCAUGAGCCCCAGGAGGUCCUCUCACCUGAGUUCUUCGAUGCUGUGAAUGAAGCCUUCUUGUCGAGAAAGAUCAUUCUGCCCAUGUCCUCUGUGGUCAGCCUCUGGUUUCGGCAUCUCCCCAGUCUUGAAAAAGCAGUGCUGAAUCUUUUUGAAAAGCUGCUCUCCAGCAAGAGAAAUUGCCUGAGAGAGAUGGAGUGCUGUAUAAAAGAGUCAUUGCUGCCUCAAGCAGCCUGCCAUCCUGCCAUCUUCAGGAUUGUAGAUGAAAUGUUCAGGUCUGUGCUGCUGGAGACUGACGGAGCCCCAGAGGUGCUCGCUGCUCUUCAGGUCUUCAUGUCGUGCUUGGCAGACGCUCUGGAAAAAGAGCACAAGCAGAUGAAGUUUUCCCUCAAGACCUACUUCCCAUACGGUGCUCCAUCCCUCACUGCCAUGCUGUCCCAGCGCCCAGAAGCUAUCCCACAGAGACAUCGGCUCCAGCCUCUGCUGCACAUUUCCCAGCUCCUCAGAGAAGCAGUUGAAGACCACUCUCAUGGGUCCCAGCAAGAUCCCUUCGAGAGCUGGUUUUUGUUGACCCACUUUGGAGGAUGGGUUGAUCUGGCCAUGGAGCAGCUGCUGAGGGAGGAAGCUGAGCCCCCUGCAGACCUGCUGUGGCUCGUGGUGUUCUAUUACAGCCCGCAGGACGGGAGUCGGCAGAGAGCACAGACCAUGGUGGAGCUGAAGGCAUUGCUCAACCGCCUCCUGAUGCUGCUCAGAAGUGGCCCCCUCUCCGCUGCCGAUCUGCAGAAAGCAGCUGAGAUUCCCAGUGCAGACCCCAGGCCACCUGUAUGCAGACAGCUGGUCAGACGCCUGCUUCUUAGCCUCUUGCUCUGGACCCCAGAAGGCCAUGCAGUUGCCUGGGAAGCUGUCGCCCACAUGGCCCACACGGAUGCUGUCACCCAUGAAAUUGUUGGCUUUCUUGACCAGAUCUUGUAUAGAUCGGAUCUCCUUUGUGCUGAAGCCUCACGAAAACUGGCCGGAGAGCUCCUUCAGGAGCUGAGCCCAGGCCCAGCUCGGGUCUAGCAGGCAGCACAGAAAGCACAGGGCCUGCAUGGGAGUCUGUCUGGUGAGGACGCUGUCUGUGGGGUCCAGAACCAGGAGAGUGCUGACCACAUCUGUGCCUUGGCCCAGUUCAGUGAUGCACGACUCCUCCAGGGAGGAGGCCCGGGUCACCUGUCACGUCCAAGUCUCGGGUGAGCCUGCAUGGUGACAGCUAGCUCUGGCUGGUUUGCUGACUCGCUUCGUCCUUCCCAUUUGGAUGAUGCUGCCAGUGAUGGGGAGCUGCCCAGUGGCUGGAGACCGGAGCCCUGCCGAGGAUAAGGCUGCGCCGCGCAGAUGAGCGCCUGCCUCCUUUGCUCCGCAGUGCGGCAGUGCCUCCAUUGCAGCCGAGGGAACAGUCAGUGCUUCCUGCUCCCCGUGCCCCAAGAAGGCAACAAACAAACCCAAACCCUACCUCUUAGGUGGCCUAUGUCUAGUAAAACAGAAGAUUUGGGAACUGAAAAUUCGUAAGUCUCUCCUCUCCACAUGCUGUACAUGGGAAUGCUGGGCGAGUGAGCAGAGAAGUCACCAAGCUGCGGUCCUGUGGACUUGCUACAAGAACCCCUGCCCACGUGCAGAUCAGCUUCAGUGCUCAGCACCUCUACCUGGGGGGACGUGCUGGCUGCCGUCACAGUUGCGUUAAGGCACUGUGGCCUAAAGUGGAGGGUGCUGGCUUUCUCUUGCAUUUGUGCAUCUGGGCUGUCAGCAGCCAGGGAAACCACUGACCAGCAUGCUUGCUCGGUCCGUCUUACCCACCCUGCUGAUGGGCCCACUGCAUUGCCAAGCUGCUCACAGGAGGAUGGGGCUGGACUUACCUGUUCCAUUCUAAAUAAAAACUUGUACUUAAUUUUAUAGUCAAUGUUUCCCAAAGAGUAAAUUUUAUAGUCAAUGUUUCCCAAAGAGUAAAAACUGUCCCGGUCCUACCUGUAAAAGCUUCGAGUCUUACAAACCUUAGGCCUGGCUUGGAAAAGACUAA
Alexandromys fortis (reed vole) is the source of this 2980-nucleotide messenger RNA. RefSeq names its product FA complementation group C (gene Fancc). The transcript is spliced from 15 exons. Bases 304 to 1989 code for a protein of 561 amino acids. NCBI's taxonomy places the organism in Eukaryota, Metazoa, Chordata, Mammalia, Rodentia, Cricetidae. Gene Ontology annotation, cellular component: Fanconi anaemia nuclear complex. The record is from RefSeq and is a predicted model, not a curated record. Gene Ontology annotation, biological process: nucleotide-excision repair; cellular response to oxidative stress; interstrand cross-link repair.